GCUAAUUUAGGCCUUGCCACCUUGCUCCUGUGGCCCAAUGUUUCCAAAGAAUGGCUGCAGCCUUCCGCGGGGCUCUCCUUUCCGCAGGCAUGUGGUUCUUCUGUUGUCGCCGACGCUCGGCCCGCAUGGCAACGACCACAGGCCCUUGCUUUGCCUCAGCUCAAGGGAGAGGUGGUCAUGCAGUUGGUCGAGGUCACCCUGACGCAUUUGACUGGAAUGGAGAUCCAGCUUGGAUGACCUAUUUGUUGAUCUCCCCCAGUCGCUCCUCCAUUUGUGGCCACGGUUUCUUCAGCUCCUCGAGCUGCGUGAGCUCGUUGCUCCAGCGCCACGACGACGCGGUGGAGACGCGGCACCUGAAGCCCUGGCGGGUGGCCGAGCUGAAACGGCAGCCCAACGAGGCCGUGGCCGCCGCCAAAGGCCUCCAGGUGAGCCGCCAGAGCGGCUUCCGGGCACGGCUGAUGGCCUUGAGACAAGAAAACCACCUCAAGGUGCCGGAGAAGAUUGAGGUGUUGCCUAUAGAGAAGGCUUUGGAUGCCUUGACUUACGUCGAGGUGGAGUUUUGCAGCCCAAAGGAUACCACGCGCUGCGUGAAGGUUCUGGCGUUGGUGGAUACUGGAUCCAACGAUUGUGAUUUGAAGGGCUCAUUGAUCGAAAAGCUGAGAUUACCCAUCGCUCGACGAGGCGGCACUUCGGUUGAGACGGCCGCCAAUCGAGUGGUGGAGAUAUCCAUCUUCCAGGCCAAGCUCAAAGUCCUCGGGAGGGAAGCCAUUGUGGAAGUAAGCCCGGCAGAUGAGGACUAUGCUGCAAUUGGAGGCGCAGUGUCCGAUGCAGCUGAGGAUGACGUGGACAAAGAGUUUGGUUUGAGUACUACAACCGAUGAAGCUGUGAUUGGAGCAGAUGCUCUCGCAUCCCUUGGGCUUAUCGUUGAUUGCAAGCACCGCCGCUUGUUGACCGAUGACGGGUUGCCCAAGAUGCAAAGGGUGGGUGCCAGCCCUCGCGUCGGACGGAGUCAUUGCAUUCACGUAAAUGUGCGGUUCUCCAACCCUAUGACCAAAAAGGAGAUUUCAGUGAAAGCUCUUGUGGACAGUGGGUCUACAGAUGUUGAUUUGCAGCAAUCUAAGAUCAAUGCAUUGGAUUUGGUCGUGGAUGAGUCUGAAAUCCCAGCGUUGUUCGAAACGGCUGGUGGUGUAACAACUUCUGCACCAAUUUACUGGGCGACUGCGCAGCUCGGAGAGAGAAGAGCACCCGUGCGGUUAAGUCCCUCGCUCGCUGAAGAUGAUGAAACUGAUUCCGACGAAGAAGAGGAGGAGGACAGUGACGAAUCAACUUCUACUGCGGAGGGUGAUGAAGAAGAAGCCUUGCUGGGGCAUGAUGCCUUGGCUGCGUUGAACAUCUUGGUGGACUGCAAAAAUCGAUGCUUGCUACUGGCACCUGAGAAGGUGGAUCCACACAUUUCUGAGACACAUUCCAAGCAGGGUAUGCAGAAGCGGCGUCGCCGAGAACGAUCUGGGGAAGAAUAGUCCG
Messenger RNA from Durusdinium trenchii, 1524 nucleotides. NCBI's taxonomy places the organism in Eukaryota, Dinophyceae, Suessiales, Symbiodiniaceae. The record is from the annotation of a GenBank genome assembly.